AUGAGAACCUUCUGUUGCUGCAUACCCGCCCGUCUAGGCGUUCUGGUGCUCUCGCCGGUGAGCGCAGUCGCAGCCGCUCUGCUAGCCUACACACAGCUCUACCUGCUCAUCAACUACCAAGCUCAGUAUGACACGUUCGAGAAGGCGAUCCGCGGCGCUCUCGCAGGUAUCACAAUUCUUCUUGCCUUGGCAUCGCUAUUUGGCCUGCUCGGCGCUAUUUUCGCGCGUAGAACUAUGGUUUCGUUCUAUUCAAACAUGCUCUGGCUGGCUCUGGUCAUCUUUACCGUGUUGGGAGCCAUCGAAAUCUGGCAGCUGUUCCGCAAUAAGGACCGAUUCGUCAACUCCUGCGAGACACGCACCGAUCUCAAGACCGAGGAUCUGCAAAACUUCUUCGGUGUCUCGUUCGAGGGUCAAACGGACGCAGCGUGCAAGAAGCUGGCCGAUGUCAGUGCCGUCGUGGUUGCCGUGCUCUUCGGUAUCCUUGUACUCGUUCUUAUGUGGCUGAUCGGCAUCGUCACCAAGUACAAGCAUCAGCUGCAGGAACGCGACGCUUCACAUGGUAGUCAUGGGUACCGAGACGGAUACAGCAGCUAUGGCAAUCUGAGCAAGAGCCGAGGCGGCCACAAGUACCAUCAGACGCGCGAUAUGGACGAGGCCCAGCACAAUGCUGCGCUCCUGCACACCACCACGCCACCAUCGGGUUGGAAGGACGCGUCGCAGCCUUAUCACCAUUCGGACUCGCAUGCCACAUACAACAAAGCAUAA
Molecule: messenger RNA, 765 nt
Organism: Sporisorium graminicola
Lineage: Eukaryota; Fungi; Basidiomycota; Ustilaginomycetes; Ustilaginales; Ustilaginaceae
Exons: 1
Coding region: 1-765 (254 amino acids)
Source: RefSeq, a predicted model, not a curated record